AUGUACUUCUCCAAGUUUGUCAUGACCCUGGCGUCUCUCGCCUCCAUGGCCUCGGCCACUGCCAUGCCCCAGUCUCCCGUCGAGUCUGGUCUUGAUGCCCGCGACGCUGGCAGCAUCUUUGAGCGCACCUCCUUCAAGUGCCCCACCGGCAUGAACUACUGCUCCUGGACCAAGGCCUGCUCUUGCAAACCCGGCCAGUCUUGGGACUCCAAGAAGGGCUGCUGCUCUGGUACCGUCAAGACCGGCGCAUGGCCCAAGCCUUCGGUCAGCGUCUACGGCUCCGUCGAUGCUAAGCUCGGCGCCUUCUGCGCUUGCUCCCCUUACAAGAUCGUCAAGUACGACUCUAAGCACGCCUACUGCCAAGCCUCUAUCAAGAACGUCGUCUUCCUGGCUCCUCUUGAGAUCGAGGCUGAGCUCAAGGUUUACGCCGGUGCCGCUAUCAAUGUCAACGCUGGCUGCAGCGUCAGCCUGAAGAACACCUGCGGUGGCCUUGCCGGUCUCUACCUCGAGUCUUGUGCCGAUGCCGUCACCCUCUUCAACACCAACGCCUACGGCCUGUCUGUCUCUGCGGGCGGUGUCAUUGGCGGUAUCGUCGGCGGCGUCCUCAACACUGUCAAGGGCCUCACCUGCUGGCUUGGACUCACCCAGUGCGCUACCUACGAUUGUGUCUCUUACUGCACCAAGGGCUGUAAGAACCACAUUGACAUCAAGGGCUCCGUCGGUGGCUACCUCAACGGUCUUGUUGGGUUCUGUGUCCUCCCCGAUGUUCUCCUGUUCGUUGGCGCCGCUGGCAGCAUCGUCAACGUUGCCAUUGAGCACCUCCAGUGCCUCGUCGGUAACAUCAUCAAGAGCAUCCUCAGCACAUUCGACUGCGGCUGCAACUAA
Ilyonectria robusta is the source of this 885-nucleotide messenger RNA. RefSeq lists its product as uncharacterized. The transcript has a single exon. Lineage: Eukaryota; Fungi; Ascomycota; Sordariomycetes; Hypocreales; Nectriaceae. The record is from RefSeq and is a predicted model, not a curated record. Bases 1 to 885 code for a protein of 294 amino acids.